This is a messenger RNA of Tauraco erythrolophus (red-crested turaco), 5514 nucleotides long. The record is from RefSeq and is a predicted model, not a curated record. NCBI's taxonomy places the organism in Eukaryota, Metazoa, Chordata, Aves, Musophagiformes, Musophagidae.
GGGGGCCCCUUUGACUUGGAAAUGAACUUUAUCAUCCAAGAAGGAGAGGGCAUCACCUGCAUGGUAGAAUUACUGGACAAAUGUGACAUCACUCUCCAGGCUGAGGUGUGGAGCAUGUUUACAGCAAUCUUGAAGAAAAGUAUACGCAACCUACAAGCGUGCACAGAAGUGGGGCUCGUUGAACAAGUGCUCAAGAGGAUUGACAGAGCUGACAACAUGAUUGCAGAUCUCUUAGUGGAUAUGCUGGGUGUGUUGGCUAGCUAUAACUUGACAGUUCGAGAGCUAAAGUUAUUCUUCAGCAAGCUUCAAGGAGAAAAAGGGAGAUGGCCACCACAUGCUGGGAAGUUACUGUCUGUAUUAAAACACAUGCCUCAGAAGUAUGGACCUGAUGCCUUCUUCAACUUUCCAGGGAAAAGUGCUGCAGCUAUUGCCUUACCUCCUAUAGCCAAGUGGCCGUACCAGAACGGAUUUACCUUCCACACUUGGCUAAGAAUGGAUCCUGUAAAUAAUAUCAACGUGGAUAAGGAUAAGCCUUACUUAUAUUGUUUUCGAACAAACAAAGGACUUGGUUAUUCUGCUCACUUUGUUGGAGGCUGCUUGGUUGUAACGUCCAUAAAAUCAAAGGGAAAAGGUUUCCAGCAUUGUGUAAAAUUUGAUUUCAAGCCACAAAAGUGGUAUAUGGUUACUAUAGUGCACAUCUAUAACCGCUGGAAGAACAGUGAACUUCGAUGUUACGUGAAUGGGGAACUGGCAUCUUAUGGAGAAGUCACAUGGUUUGUCAACACCAGUGAUACAUUUGACAAAUGUUUCCUGGGUUCUUCUGAAACAGCAGAUGGCAAUCGAGUGUUUUGUGGGCAAAUGACAUCCGUUUACCUCUUCAGUGAGGCUCUCAAUGCUGCUCAGAUCUUUGCCAUUUAUCAGCUUGGUCUGGGAUACAAGGGAACAUUCAAAUUCAAGGCAGAAAGUGAUCUUUUCCUUGAUGAACAUCACAAAUUGUUGCUGUAUGAUGGCAAACUAUCCAGUGCUAUCGCGUUUAUGUACAAUCCAAGGGCUACAGAUGCACAGCUGUGUCUGGAGUCAUCCCCUAAGGAUAACCCGUCUAUUUUUGUUCAUUCACCACAUGCCCUCAUGCUGCAGGAUGUGAAAGCAGUCUUAACGCAUUCUAUCCAAAGUGCCCUGCACUCCAUUGGAGGAGUGCAGGUACUUUUCCCUCUCUUUGCACAGUUAGACUAUAGGCAAUAUUCAUCAGACCACGUUGACACAACUGUUUGUUCUACUUUAUUGGCUUUCAUCAUGGAGUUGUUGAAGAACUCCAUUGCUAUGCAAGAGCAGAUGCUUUCCUGUAAGGGCUUCCUUGUGAUAGGAUAUAGCCUAGAAAAGUCUUCCAAAGCCCACGUUACCCGAGCUGUGCUAGAACUUUGCCUUGCCUUUUCGAAAUACCUAAGCAAUUUACACAAUGGGGCACCCUUGCUGAAGCAGCUGUGUGAUCAUGUUCUCCUUAAUCCUGCAAUAUGGAUUCAUAUCCCAGCACAGGUUCAGCUGAUCCUGUACACUUACCUGUCUACUGAGUUCGUUGGCACUGUUAACAUAUAUGGUGCAAUCCGGCGGGUUGGGACCGUUCUUUUGGUCAUGCAUACCCUAAAGUAUUAUUACUGGGUAGUGAAUCCUCAGGAUCGCAGUGGUAUAACUCCCAAGGGCAUAGAUGGGCCACGGCCUACUCAAAAAGAGAUUUUAUCUCUGCGAGCAUUCUUAUUGAUGUUCAUUAAACAGCUAGUGAUGAAGGACUACGGAAUAAAAGAAGAUGAAUUGCAGGCUAUCCUCAAUUAUCUGCUUACUAUACACGAGGAUGACAAUCUAAUGGAUGUCUUACAGUUGCUUGUUGCUCUGAUGUCAGAGCAUCCCGGUUCUAUGAUCCCUGCUUUUGAUCAGAGGAAUGGAUUACAGGUUGUCUACAAGCUUUUAGCAUCCCAAAGUGAAGGCAUCAGGGUGCAAGCUCUAAAAGUGAUGGGAUAUUUCUUAAAGCAUCUUGCUCCAAAGAGAAAAGCUGAAGUCAUGCUUGGACAUGGAUUGUUUUCUUUGUUGGCUGAAAGGCUGAUGCUUCAGACAAGCUUAAUCACCAUGACCACAUACAAUGUCCUAUUUGAGAUUCUGACUGAACAGAUUUGCACUCAAGUGAUACAUAAACAACAUCCUGACUCAGAUUCAACAGUGAAGAUACAAAAUCCUCAGAUUUUGAAGGUUAUUGCAAUCCUGCUACGUAAUUCUCCACAGUGUCCAGAAACUCUGGAGGUUCGGCGAGCCUUUCUCUCAGAUAUGAUUAAACUUUUUAAUAACAGCAGAGAAAAUAGGAGGAGUUUGUUGCAGUGCUCUGUCUGGCAGGAGUGGAUGCUUUCCCUUUGCUGUUUUAAUCCAAAGACUUCUGAGGAACAGAAGAUAACUGAGAUGGUGUACACCAUAUUUCGAAUUUUACUCUACCAUGCAAUCAAAUAUGAGUGGGGUGGCUGGCGUGUUUGGGUGGAUACGCUGUCAAUCACACAUUCGAAGGUAACUUUUGAAAUGCACAAAGAGAGUCUUUCUCAACUGUACAGGGAGUACCAAGGGAAAGGAGGUGAAGGAAGUGAAGUAUGUUCUUCAACUCCAAUUAGAACAAUCUCUGGAGUUAGAAAAGAAGCUGAAACCAAGGAAAAGCAACAGUGUGUGGAGUUAACAGAAGUUGCUGCUGCUCCUUCCUGUGUUAUUGGUGAUGAUACGGAGAGCAGUACUGAAAACAAAGAGACACAUACCUCAUUGGAUGGUGACCAACAAACUUAUUCAGUGUCUAAUCACCGGGAGGAGUUAGAGGGGGAAGACAAGGAGACUACACAGGAUGUAAAAGCAGUGUCUGGUGCAGCAUUUUCUCCAGAACCAGAAGCCAGGAAGCCCAGUGUUUCAGAAAUUAGUACUGGAAUAGCUGAAGCAAUUGAAGAUUCUCUGAGCAAAGCUGACGAGCCUGUAGAGGAAACAGUACCUGUCACUGCUGAUUCUUUAGCAAUGCAAACUACUUUGGAAGGAGAAACUCCUGAAAGUCUGGAGAGACUGGAAAAAUCAACAGUAGAGGUGGAAGAUGAAGAUGACUUUGUUGAUUUGAAGGAGGAAAGUACUAUGCCUUUACCUUCAGAAGAGCUCGCAGAAACAAACAAGGAAUGUAGCUCUAAUGAAAGCCAAGUGACAAAACUGGAAAAAGCAGUAGAGAAGCAACUGGAGUCUGUGCUUUUAAAAUCUGAAGAUACUGAGGGUGUGGAUGGGAAAAAACAAGAACUGACUUCUUUACCAGAAACAGUGAGUUCUUCAAGUGAAGAAGUAGCGACUCAACCGAGUUCAGAAGGGAAAAAGAAGCUGGAGGAAAAAAAGAUUCCUUUUACUGAAACUAAAACAACUGAAGAAAAUGCAAAUGCGCGUGUGUCAGAGCCUGCUGGAGCCCCUGACAAAAGAAUCACCAAGCUUGAUGUUUCUAGUGUUGCAUCAGAUACAGAAAAACUGGAACUGAAAGCUAACACGUGUCUAGAAGCACCUUUACCCCCUAGAUCCAUACCUGAGACCUCAAGGCAGCAAGAUUCUUCAGGACAAGAGGUAGCUGCUCCAUCAGAUGGGCGGAGAAGAGACUCUAGGUCGACUGUGUUCCGUAUUCCUGAGUUUAAGUGGUCACUGAUGCAUCAGCGCUUGCUCACAGACUUACUGUUUUCCAUAGAAACAGAUAUACAGAUGUGGAGAAGCCAUUCUACAAAAACUGUGAUGGACUUUGUGAAUAGCAGUGACAAUGUCAUAUUUGUGCACAACACAAUUCACCUCAUUUCUCAAGUGAUGGACAACAUGAUCAUGGCUUGUGGUGGUAUAUUGCCAUUGCUUUCUGCUGCCACGUCCGCUACUCAUGAAUUGGAGAACAUUGAGCCAACUCAAGGGCUUUCAGUAGAAGCAUCUUUAACAUUUCUGCAGAGAUUAAUCAACCUUGUGGAUGUGCUAAUUUUUGCAAGUUCUCUUGGUUUCACUGAAAUUGAGUCUGAGAAAAAUAUGUCAUCUGGAGGAAUUCUGCGACAAUGUCUUCGUCUGGUAUGUGCAAUAGCAGUAAGAAAUUGCCUGGAGUGUCAGCAGCAUGCGCAGAUGAAGCCUGCUGGAGACAUUGGGAAGAACCAAAAAACGGUGCAGGGCUUUAUAGGAACAGGAAAGUCUGCAGCGAAGAGUCCAGUGGACAUAGUGACCGGUGGCAUUUCUCCAAUACGAGACCAUGACAGACUUCUACAGGAUAUGGAUAUUAAUCGACUUCGAGCAGUAGUGUUCAGAGAUAUAGAGGAUAGUAAACAGGCUCAGUUUUUGGCUUUGGCUGUUGUGUAUUUUAUUUCUGUGCUCAUGGUUUCGAAAUACAGAGAUAUACUGGAACCUCAGAAUGAAAGACCACCACCAAACCAUCGGCAGUCAUUGAAGGAAUCGGAGAAUGAAAACGGUACUCCUGCUACAGAUGUGGAAAACCCAUCCACUGCUCUCGGUGUUUCAGCCUCCACUGAAGAUUCAGAAAGUACAGCAUCUGUACGAAGAAGGGAUUCUGGUCUUGGGGAGGAACCAGCUUCAGGGCAGACAAACAGUUCUGGUAGUAUUGCUGAAGCAGAACCUGUGGAUGUCAGUGCAGGUCCAGAUGCAAUCAGUGAAGUACUAUGUACACUCUCAUUAGAAGUAAAUAAGUCUCAGGAGGGCAGAAGUGAGACAGGAACAGAGGAUAGUAAGCCUGCAAGUUCUCUGCCAGCUGCAAAAAAUGUCAAUGUCAAGGACAUCCUGAGAAGCUUGGUAAGCACACCAGCUGAUGGGACUGCAGUGGAUGCUGCUCUUCUGCCGCCGGCCUUCCUUGGAGUUCUUGGUGAUGGAGGUGCCGAACAGCCUGUACAGUUCCAUUCCUUUGACAGGAGUGUCGUCGUACCCUCAAAGAAAUCAACUGCUUCCUCUUCUGCAGCUGCUGUGGGUAUUCCUACAAAUGCUGUCAGUGUGGUUUCUUCUUUAGAUUCAACCCAAGCCCUCGAUUUGUCAGGAGAAUCUCCUGGAAGGGGAUCAUCUAACUCAAAACUGCCGUCUGUCCCUACGGUUUCUUCAGUGCCUGAGGAUUCUGCUUCAAAUAUGAGUAUUACAGACAGGCUUGAACAUGCUUUGGAAAAAGCUGCCCCACUCCUGAGAGAGAUUUUUGUGGAUUUUGCUCCCUUUCUUUCUCGAACUCUUUUGGGCAGCCAUGGGCAGGAGUUGCUGAUAGAAGGUACAAGUCUUGUGUGCAUGAAAUCUAGCAGUUCAGUUGUGGAGUUGGUGAUGCUUCUUUGCUCUCAGGAAUGGCAGAACUCUAUACAGAAGAAUGCUGGCCUUGCCUUUAUUGAGCUUGUCAAUGAAGGAAGGUUGCUGAGUCAAACCAUGAAGGACCAUUUGGUAAGAGUGGCUAAUGAAGCAGAAUUUAUCUUGAGCAGACAGAGAGCAGAGGAUAUUAACCGCCACGCUGAAUUUGAG